This is a messenger RNA of Acaromyces ingoldii, 5099 nucleotides long. RefSeq lists its product as hypothetical. NCBI's taxonomy places the organism in Eukaryota, Fungi, Basidiomycota, Exobasidiomycetes, Exobasidiales, Cryptobasidiaceae. The annotation marks the transcript as partial. The record is from RefSeq and is a predicted model, not a curated record. The transcript is spliced from 5 exons.
UACUCGCCCUCUGACCCUCAUGGAAUAGUUGAUCUUACGGGGCACAGCUGCUAGUAGUAGUACAGCUAACACACCCACAGGCAGAAGGCAGGAACAUCAUCAUCUCCUCUAUCGCCCCACAAGUUCUCAUGAGUGGAAAGCGAAAACAUGGCAAAAGUCUGUCGCCUAGGAAAAUCACGUGCGGCUACGCGACCACAAUGUUCAGAGCGCGACCUAGAGUUUUGGAAAGUAGGAUCAGACCUCGCACCCAACCACUAUUACAAUAGUCUCUCAUUGCAACGACCCAGUGGCGGAUCUGCGAUGGACCUCGUCGGUGCAGAUAGUGAGGAGCUCAAGAAACUCAAGAAGCAGCUGCAUCAAAGUGAUUUACGGCUGUCGCAAGUAGAAGCCGAGAGAUGCCGUCAGGAUGCCAUUGUAAGGGAACUGCAGGCCAAGGUGACAUCAUUGGGCAAGGACUUGGACGAGGAAAGGACGAGAGCCGACCAUGCCGAGUCGUCACUGGCAAAGAUUUGUGAGGAUCAUUCCCGGGCCCGCUUGCAGGUCAGCAACCUGGAACAAGCCUUAGCAAAGGCGCAGGCCCAAGUGCAGACAGGUGAAAAGGUCCGGAGGCAAGACGAGCAAAGGAAAUGCAUCGAGCUGGAUCUCAAGCAUCGCGAGGCGCAGGAGGAUCUGCAGCAGCUCAAGAAUCAAUGCCAGAUGCUGGAAGCGCAAGUAUCGCAAAGGACUCAGGAGCUCCAGAGAGCAAAGCAGGGGCAGGAAACCAGACGAGCACCACCCUCAGCAUCGUUUCAACCAAGUGAUGUGGAGUUUGAAGUGGAGACUAGGAUGUCCAAGGCAAAGUCUGGGCGUUCUCGCCAUAACGAGGUUGAGUCAUUUGACUCGGCGCUGCGAAGACCGAGUCGCCGUCGACCGAGAGCAAGCAGUGUAGGGUCAUGCAGCGAGCAACUUUCGGUCGGACCAGUUGGUAUUCGACCUUCGUGCGAAGUGGACUCGCAUCAAUGCGAGCUGUCGCAUUUGCGUGAGUCAUUGACAGCUGCUAUCGCCGAAUUAAAUGCCUGCCAGGCCAGGGCCGAGAAAGCCGAGAGAGAGGCUCUUAAAUCGUCUAAUGAACAGCUGGCAAGUGAGCGUUGCAGCGAAAGGAGGAUUGGAGAGCUCAAAUCACGCAUCGAGGAUCUUGAAGACGACCUCUACUACAAGGCCGAGCAGCUAAGGGGCGUCGAUAGCAGCGAUGAAGCAGCGGCAAGAUCCUUGCUCGAAGAGCGAGCCCCCAAGGCCGAAGCAAAGGUGCACGAGCUCGACGAGGAAUGCAACCUUCCCAGAGACUCUCAGGAGGCAGACUCUGUUCAAGAGGAGGAAUCGUGCAAUGGCGUCGGACAGGUCUCAAAUGGAGCGAACAUGCUACUUCGUGGACGCAAAAUGACCAAUACACAUAACGUCAAGGAAGAGGCGGCAAGGCAGGAAGUGAAGAGCAAGGACUUGGCGGUGCAACUCUUGUCUUGUCAGCAGGAGCUCGAGAUCGCAGUCCGUGACAACGCGGACAACGAGCUUCGCAGUAAUGCUCUCAUAGCCGAGGUUGAGGAGCUCCGAAGCCAGCUGGCGAAAGUGGACGACGCCAAGCUGUGCGACUCAAUCCAGGGAGGCGACGAAAAACGACAACGAUUGCAAAAAGAUUUAGCAAAAGCCGUGGCUGAUUCUGCUGAUGCUUGUCAAGCGCUGAAUCAAGCCAAAGAAACCCUGAUUGCCGAGCAGCUUCAGCGAGAGCUAGCUGCGAGCGAGGCUGCGAAGGCCAGGCAAGCUUCCGAGUCAGCCCGGAAAGACGUCGAAGACAUCCGCAAUAUUGCCGAGCAAAUGGCGGCCGAGCUCCAGAGCAAGGAAGACCAGAUAGCCGCCUUGCGGACCUCUCUCGGUGCUGCGAAAAAAGAGAUGGAUAUUAUGCGAAGCAAUGAAGACCCCGAGGCUACGCUCCAGGCGCUGAGGAAUGGCUUGAACGUCCGAGAAGCGGAGCUGGGCCAUGUUCUCGAGAAGCUUGAGAAACGGGAAAAAGAGCUGUCCAUUGCAAAGAACAAGCUUCGUCGACUGACGGCGUCAGUCCGCAAACUUGCUCUGACAUCGAACGCGACCGGUCCAACGUCCGCACAGACGCACAACACUCGGACAGAUGUGUCCACCCUUUGGGAAGGGCCGGAGGUGAGCAUGUCGAUGGUCGGCGACUACUCGGUCAUGGCCGAUGGUGCGGAGCGAGGCUUUGAGACGGACCUCGUCGACGAAAUCGAACAAGCUCGAAGCCACAUUGAAGAAGUGGAAAUCCGUCUCGAGUUUCAGCGCGUGGAAGAUGGUGUUCGGCUCAGGUCUGCAGAAUCAAGCUUACGGCACAAGGAGGAGCAACUUGCCGACGCCACGGCGCGUAUCCAAGAAGCAAGCGAAAGCAAAGCAGAUGCCUCGGAGAAGAAUGCAGAGAUGGUCAGUGCGGUAUCUCGGCAACAUGAUUUUCACCUCGCCGCUCAUCAGACACGCUCUCUGGUCGUGCAGAUUGCGACACUAGAGCGACAUAGGGAUGAGCUUCACGAGGAGGCCAGACAGUGGUGCCACUUUUCCGAAACGCUUCUUUUCGAUCUCACAGAAUGCCGAGAUCGAGUCAAGAAUCUGGAGGGCCUUGUCUCGCCCCAACAGGCUCAAGACUUAGACGAGCAACACCGGACUCUCAAAGAGGAAAAGAGGCUCAAGAUGAUCGUUGCCGACCUUGAACGCCGCGUGACAAGGCGUAAUGAUCAGAUCGCACGACAGCAAGCCGAGCUGCAACAAGAACGCAUCAAUCGUCACAUCGCUGAGCAGGCUGUUAAGGUGCUCAAGCAGACAAAGUCGGUUCACGAUGAUGUCACUGUGGAUGCAAGCGAUGCGACAGGCGUGUCAGUCCAGCAGUGUGGCUCUGAAGACACUGCUGCUCGAGACAGCGAGCUGUCGGAGAUCCAGGCCCAACUCAACGGAGCUCUCUCUCAGCUCGAAGCACUCGUUAAGAUGCAGACGACACACGAUGAAGAACUGGCGCAGGUCAACUGUGAAAGAGCCCGCUUGGUUCAAGAGGUGCAGGGUCUUCGCGACGCAAAUGAGGGACUGAACCACAUAUCAGCAGAACAAUUAGCAAAGCAUUCCCAACUCUUGGACAGCAUACGCCGAGCCGAGGAACAAGUCCAGCUUUAUAAAGAAGAGAGCAAAGAGGCGGCAGCAAGUCGAGCAGUGGCCGAAAAGGCCUUGGAAAUGGAAAGGGAAAGAAUUACCCAGCUCGUUGAUGCUGCCAGAGAGCGAGCAGAAACUAGUUUUCAUCUCGAAGCACAGCUAUCGAUUGCUCAUAGGAAAGUGAUGGAGAUCGAAGCGACACACGCACAGCUCCAGGAAGACGCACAGAAUCUGCGCUCCAGUCAGCAAGAAGCUGCAGAGGCUAACAGAAGCCUGCAUGCUGAGCUCAAGACCAAGGAGGAAACCUACAAGACGAUGCAGCACGAGCUGCAAGCCAAGCUGCAGGAAGCUGAGCGGCGGGGUCGAGAGAUUCACGACAUUUACGACGACCUCAAGCGAAAGCUUGAGUCUCGCAAUCGGGAAUUUUGGGAUGUCAAGGAGGAGCUUGCGGUGCUGCAGGAAGACGCCGAAGCCUCUCCGAACAGAGGCGAGCUUCUUUCAGAAGUAGAGAAGCUGACGGAAGUCGCCACGGCUAAAGACGGAGAAAUUCAACGAGCUAGAGAGGCCCAACAGACCGCUGAAUCGCAGCUGCAAGCCAAUGCGCAAAUUUGCCAUGAAGCAGCCGAAGAACUUAACGACCUCAAGGAGCACAGGGAUGCUGACACACACAAGAUCGAGACACUCGAAGGGCAGCUAUCAAAGUGUAAGAGAGAGCUAGAUGAGGCUAAAAAGGAGGUUCGAGAAAUCGGGACAAAGCUCAAUGGCUCGCUCCUUGACGUUGAAAAGUACGAGAAGAGAUAUCAGGAGGCCAAUCUGCAGCUUGUUGCAUCAAAAGAACGAGCUGCCGCAAUGGAAACGGAGCUGCAAUCCUUCGACGCCCGCACCUCAAAUGACCUAAAUCGCGACGAGCGAAAGGCUGACUUUCUCCAAGAAAAAAUCCAAAAUCUCGAGGCCGAGCUCGCUCUCAAGGCCGAAGAAGCCGAAGAAGCAGACGAUCGGAAAUUGAUGCUGAUGAAGCAGAACAAGAAGCUUAGCUCUCGAAUUGCUUCGCUGGAAGCAAAGGUAGAGCACUUCAAGACUGCUGCCUCUACUUUCCACACGAACAAGAGCGGUGUCGCUGUCAAAGUCGCAACGGGCCACGGUGGUCGCGAAACGAUGACGCUGGUGUCUGAUGCAGAAGACGUGGUCCAGUCUUCCAAGGGAUCCAUUUCGUCGUCCAUGCCAAACUCUCGCAAGCGUAGCACACCUGACGACGACCUAGGCGAUGGUGAAACACAGCGAAACGUGUCAGAGUCGUCGCUGCAGCAUAGGUCGGCAGUGGCAACGAUGAGAGUGAUGCCUGCCUCUACCAGGGCAGUCUAUGCCCCUCCGCCUUCGGAACCGAAAGCUAGUAGAGUGGCGUCUUCGUCAGCACCAUUGUCUGGGUUCACUCCUGUCCGUCGCGUCCAUGAAGAAGUCUCGCGGAAAAAGGUCGACCUGAAUCACCUCAAACGGAACUCCUCACCGAGAAAGGCCUCUUCGGUUGCUGCUGCCAAAUUGUCACCCUCCAAUAGCCUCGCUGCUGCCACGCCUUCAUCGAAAUUCGUUGACCGAACGAAUCGACCAGUCACAGGAGCCGUCCUAGAUAAUGGAUCGGUUCUUGGAGCUGCCAAAACGUCUGAGGCCGGCCCGCACCUUUCCCAAUUUAUGGCUCAACUUGCAAGAUUCAAGCCCUCCGCGACUUGAGCACAUGAAUCUUCCGUCAUUCUGGACCACGCCCGCCCAAAACUCCUCUAAGCCCGUGAGCCCCAAGACAACAAUGUUCAUUCUCAACAAUCUUGAUGCUCUUUCUUUUCACUCCAACGAUACCACAUACGCUGCUCUUAACCCCAUCAUGUAAUUGUACUGUAUCUUUAUAACCUUGCCGCAUACCGAAGAUUAUUAGG